ACGACGGACGACCGCCCGCAUCGCACCGCGAAGGACCUCGAGUUCAUCGCGCGUCGUCGAGCGACCUCUCGCGCGGCGCCACACCCCGCGGGCGUCGUCGCGCGCGGGCGCGGCGGACGUUUUCCGGGCGCUCGCGUCGAACCGGUUUUUCGCCUCGCGCGACGGAGACGGCGCCGGGAGGGAUCUCGCUCGCCUCGACGAUGAAACCCGACGCGAGCAAGGCGCGCAAGCCGUACACGAUAACCAAGAGCCGGGAGUCGUGGACGGAGAAGGAGCACAACAUGUUCCUCGAGGCUAUCAACAUGUACGACCGGGACUGGAAAAAGAUCGAGACGUACGUCGGGACGAAGACGGUGAUUCAGAUCAGGAGCCACGCGCAGAAGUAUUUCCUAAAGGUGCGCGCGCGACAGAUCCCCCCGCCGCGUCGGACCCGCCGCCCCUCCGGUCGACGGAGAGGAAGAAACGUAAACCGCCCGCCUCGUCGCUGUUCGAACCAUCUGAUGCUGGACUGUUUUUUUUUCGACACCCGACACCCGCCGACGUCUCUCUCUCUCUCUCCCCUCCCCGGCCCCCACAGGUCCAAAAGAACGGCACGGGCGAGCACAUCCCGCCGCCGCGACCGAAACGCAAGUCCGCGACGCCGUACCCGCAAAAAUCCACCGCGGGCGGCGCGCCAUCGCGCGGAGGGAAGAGAGCCGCGGCUGCGGCGGCGAAGAAGGAAGCCGCCGCCGCCGCCGCCGCGCGAGCGCGAGCGGCCGCGGCCGCCGCCGCGCAGGCCGACGCGGAGCGCGGGUACCACCAGUACCAGCACGCCGCGCGUAGGAUGCAAGGUCCGGGCGGGCCGGGGCAAGGGUGGGGCAUGGGCCCGGGGGGCUACGCGCAGCCCGGCCCGGGGCCGAUGA
This is a messenger RNA of Micromonas pusilla CCMP1545, 902 nucleotides long. RefSeq lists its product as uncharacterized. Bases 201 to 902 code for a protein of 233 amino acids. The transcript has 2 exons. Gene Ontology annotation, molecular function: DNA binding. The record is from RefSeq and is a predicted model, not a curated record. Lineage: Eukaryota; Viridiplantae; Chlorophyta; Mamiellophyceae; Mamiellales; Mamiellaceae.